Messenger RNA from Dentiscutata heterogama, 255 nucleotides. NCBI's taxonomy places the organism in Eukaryota, Fungi, Glomeromycota, Glomeromycetes, Diversisporales, Gigasporaceae. The record is from the annotation of a GenBank genome assembly.
AUGCCACCUUCUUCCAAAAGAAAAAGAAAAGCCAGAAAUCAGAAUAGAAAUGGUGAAGAAGGUAAGUUGGAUAUUAGCAAUAGAAAAGAAAGUAAAGAUGAUGGUUGGAAUAAAUAUGAUGAAUUAAAUAUUAGUGAUUUAGAGUGGGGGGAUGAGAAAAAUAGUGGAUGGGACAAUGCUAAAAAUAUUGAAACUGAAUUUAAAGAACUCAACUUAAUAUGGAAAAAUAAUAGCCAAUUAGAAAAAAUAAAAUAA